Spirodela intermedia is the source of this 5804-nucleotide messenger RNA. Lineage: Eukaryota; Viridiplantae; Streptophyta; Magnoliopsida; Alismatales; Araceae. The record is from the annotation of a GenBank genome assembly.
AUGCUGCGAUCGUUGUCGUCCUCGGGGGUUCGGAGGCUCCUCUCGCUACGGAGAGCGAGUCCGUCCUCGCUUUCUAGCUUCUUCCCCGUCGGUUACAGCGCCGAUGAUCUUCUCCAGAAGUCCUUUCCGCCAACCGCCGCCGGAGGCUGCGUUUCCGGUGAUUGCGUCUCUUCCUGAAUUUCUUCCUUCAGCUCCAUGCGCACUGUCUUAUUUCUUUCUUUUUUGAGAGAAUUAUACCGCUGUGUUUCGUUCUACAAAAAUGCGGAGUAGAUGAUUUAUUUAUUUAUUUCUCUUCUCAGUCGUGAUGUCGUCAUAGCUUUCGAUCACCCCGUCUUGCUCAGAGAUUUGUGUCGACGUCUGCAUCUGAGGGUUUGUUUACUUCCGAUCUUCUGUAUGAGACUGUGUUUUUCCCUGUAAACAGUGAAUUAGUUUAGACGCGUAUCCGAUGGGCGUAGUUUCUGCUGGCCUGAGCUUUCCGACUUUCUUUUUUGUCGUACAGUGUUUGUAUGCUUUCUUCCUUUGUUGUGGAUGCUUGAUUUAAAUUUAUAAAAGUUGUAAAAUGCUAGGGACGACUUCAUACAUGUUGAAUCCAUGUUAUAUUUAUAUUUGAAUUUUUCGGGGGUAAUCAUCUUAUUAUUAUCAAGGUGGAACCUCUCAAUGCGGAUAAACAUUUACGUUGGGUAACAGCUUUAUGUUGGAUGCCAAGUUUAUCUUGCCUAUAAUUUGAACAUUGAGGUUUUCAUUCUUUUUCUAGUUAUAGGAUUAGCUAAUAUGUCUUUGGUUUCCAUAUUUAUUCUUGAAAUUUAACGUGCCCACAUUUUAUUGUAUGAAACCUUCAACUUGAUUCCCUUUCCCUCAUUUUAGUGUAGUAAAUAUUCUACCAAAUUUAAUAAAUUUCGAUUUUUUCUUCAAAAUGAGAUGUAUUUCGUGUUGUUGAACACAUUCGUUCCGGAUGGAACUGUUGAAUGUUGGAAAAAAGGAUUCUUAUCUGAUUGAUUUAAGCCGCCGAAGUGUUUUGUGAUGGUGAGCAAGAAACUGGCUGCUUCUGACUGUGAAGUUUUAGCGUCCCAAUAGUUGAAACCUAAAAUGUAUCUUUAGAACUUAUGUGUUUAUCAAGGGAAAAAAAAGGCUUAAGAAAUUGCGCGCUCAUAUUAUUACCGUGAGACCAAGCUAGACCUCCACGCUACUGGAACAGUAGACACUUAUUUAAGCCGCCUAAAAGCAGCAGUAGAUCGAGGCAUUGACCCUGUGAAACGAGCCUUGAAUUUUGACGGGGACAAUGAAAAUCCACCUGAUCGCUUCUCCAUGAAGAUAUCUACCUUUUGAAACUCUAGUGUGGUCGUGAUGACUAUAGGAAUUUGCAUCUGGUUGCCUCUAGAGAGGAAGCUAGUGCAGAUUUGUACCUUUUUCCGGUGCUUAGUCCUUUGUCUUUAAACUUAUUAUUUCUUUAACUAUUUUCAAUCCCAGUGAUGAGCCGUAUUCAUUUAUUUUAGCUCUUUCAAAAAGAUGAGAAGCAUUUGACUGUGACAUGAUGUUACUUCUUCGUAUAGUGUUGCAUUAUGGUUGGAGUGAUCUUUUUUCCUUCCUUAAAUGAUCCCAAACAAUGAUUGUAUGAGUUUCCAUGCCACAUGUGUUUGACGAUCCAAAUAUCCUGGGAUUAGUUUUUAUGGCUAUUACAUGUCAUUUGGAUGAGGUGUUAUGGUCAUUUUGACGGUUUUAGCCAAAUAACCGAAGUAGGACAGGAAUGCCUGGUGACAAGAAGGGGGCUCAGGAGAUCAUGUAUUGAGUUGUAAAUAAACAUGAUUUGCGGUUUACUGGGAUAUUUGCAGAAAGUGGCAUUUCUUUUUUUAACCUAACUAUUCAUUCGAUGAUGUCAUUUGUUACCUUUUAUCUGAUUACUGUUUCGGUACACAAUUAUGCCUUCAAUCCUGCAAUGCCGUGAAGUGGGUAAAGAUUAUUCUUCCUUGUCGUAGGAAGUAAAUAUAACUUUUUCAUGUGGGCAGUGUGAUUGAGGGGUUUCAUGGUUUUUCUUAUUUUUGAGUUUUUCGUUCAUAGAUGAUUAGUUUGCUUUGUCAAUGAAACCUUAAAAAAUAUCCUAUCUUCCUUUUGCAUAUUAACUUAGCAUUAGAUUUAGUAUCUCUAAUACGAGAGAUUUAAUCAUAGAGAAGGAUUUGUGUCAUUUGAUGAACUCACUGUAAUCCCAACUAUUUAGAGGGGAUGCUUGAAAUUAUGAAUGGCUUGGCUUUAUCGAUUAGAAUAUGGUUGACAAAGCGAGCUAGAUGUUAACCUAUUGAUGUGCUUCUGAGGCUUAGACAAUGAGGUGCAUAGUUGUAUGUAAUAUACAUCCCCCUAUCCCAAAAAAUAUUUAUAGGCUGAUCAUGACAGGUGGGGCAGAAUUCUUGAUGGUGGUAGGUGCCUUUUGUCUGUGGGACAAAUGGCUUGGGCAUUCAGUGGGGCAGCCAAAAAAUAUGCCAAAUUAUGCUGCAUGUUAUUAUGCCUAUGGCGAUAAUGGUGUGACAGCUUUAAAUGGACCCUGACUUAGCAUCUAGCAAAUGUACUGAGUGUCAUCUGAUGUUGAUAGGGGAGGGAGCGAUAAAAUCUUACACAGACCAUCUACUAGGCAUACACCAAACAUAAAAUAGUGGGUGUGGUUGGACACAAAGUUUUCUUUGGUCAUAAAUAGGUCCAUAACCCAAUAGACAGUUCAAGUAAAUAACUCAGUUUAGUCUUCAAUGCUAUAACCAUUUAAGAAGAUUGUACUUGUUUCGUUUUCCCCAAAAAACGAAAGAAAGAGGAGAUGUAAAAAGUUAAGCGUGUAUAUCUUUUUAAUUAUGCAAAAAGUUCGAGUUGUGUUAUAUAAACGGUUGAUCCAAAUAUCGACUGCUAGAUCAAAUGUCAAAGCAUGUCAAGCGUAUCUGACCCAAUUUUUUAAGGUCAAUUUUCUAGCCUUUUCAGUUUAUCACGUCGUAGUGCAUUGACACAUCAGGCAUCAGGCAAGUUAUCAAGUUUGUUUGGGGUUGUACAGCCUCAUUAAGGUUAAGAUUUUGGUGUAGGAUCUCACGUGGGUGUUCUCCUAUUUAUGAUGAUCUAAAUUAUAUGCUGUAUAUUUUAGAAAGUAUAUGAAGCACUGAUUUUAUUUCUCUUGUUUGUCAAAUGCGGAUUCUCACAGGAGAUAUCAUAGAAUUCUCUCCAUAAAAUAGGUCUCAUGUGCCAUCCUCUUUGGGGAAAUAUGGCCAUUGUGGCAUCCACGAUGACCACCCAAAAGGAAUCAUUAUGUACAGUGGCCUAUUUUACAUGAUAUUCUUUGGGACACUAUGAAAAAGGAGAGGAACAAUUGGAUAUUCAAGAACAAGGUCGAGAUUGUGAUGACUAAUGUGUGCAAUAGAGUAAGAUUGGCACCUGGAACUUCUUGUAAAUUCCCAAUCGUUUUUGCAGUUCGUGUUUAACAUACCCUUCAUCACCUUGAGGUUUUAUAUAGAACUAUUGUGUAGAGGAUUUUUUGGGUAUGGUGUGAUAAUAUGGGAUCAUCCUUUUUCUCUUUGUAUGAUAACGUAUAUAUUUUCAAAAAAAUAAUUAAGAAAUUAAAGAUCGCUUAUCAAAGAGGAUAUGUCUUGUUUGCCCCUCGAAGGGCAGGUGAAUCACAUUAUAUUGGCACGAGUCGCCGUUCCUGCGGCAGUGUUGUUGACUUGUUAGUGACUAGUAGGAGACAAUAAUGUGGCACAUUGUGGCGGUUGCUGGUUUACUAUGGAGAAUUCGCUUCUUGGGCUCCAAAGCAAUUUCUGUUUUACACAUUCAGAUUUCGAAUAAGAGACGUGUAUGUGUGGAUGAUCUUUUUGUUGAUAAAGAACACAGCUCAAAAUCAAUGUGAAAUGCUAAGGAUUUUUCACAGGAGUUAAAAGAUUUCGAUGUUUUUUUUUUACUUGCUUUGUAGUCUCUUUCUCCUACAUGAUCACUGAGAACAGUGAACAAGAUUCUUUCUGAUGAAUGUUCAAUCAGCCCAAUUGUUCAUCUUCAGCCUCCUCUCCCGUUGACCCGCAUCUUCUCUCUCCUAAUCCAAGGUAUCCCCCGCCCCCCCCCCCCCCCGUAUUCUGCCUCCCAUCACCAUGAAGCUGUUGAUCCUCGUUCAUGAAUGUGGGAUGCAACUGAAUGGACUUCCAGAACUGUUCUUCAUUUUCUUCACUGGCCUAGGUUAAUUUCACAAGCCCAUGUAUUAAAAACUGAGAACAGAUCUUGGUUUUGACUUUUUUUCCCUUCCUUUUCUAUUGUAUUUCUCUUUUCCUUUUCAGUAUUCAUGUUUUUUUUUGGCGCCCAUAGCCCUCGGUUUUGUGCACCUUUAAUGGAAUAUGGUGUUUGAUUUGCUGCAUAAUUACUGAUACUAUUUUCAUUGAUUAUUUCCACUAAUGCUUGCAAUCUGCUGACAGACUUGAGCUCCUGGCCUCGGCUUAAACUGGGCUUCAAUCGCUCAUUCAGCUCAGACUUGAGCCCACUGCCGGCCAUCUCAGAUCCUGAUGUGGAAGGUGCAUUCAGGGAUCUAAUGGCGGCAAGUUGGGAUGAAAUCCCAGAAAGUGUCGUGUUGGAUGUCAAGAACGCACUGUCCAAAGCCUCUGCAGACGAAGCCGGCCAGGCAACGUUGACCAAUGUCUUCCGUGCCGCCGAGGCGUCUACGGAGUUCGGCGCAGUUCUAGUUCAGCUUAGGAUGGCUCUUGAUGACACAAAUGGAUUAGUCGGUGAGGUAUAAAGUGACCAUCUAUUCCCAGCUUCAGUUCCCUUUUCUGGUUGUUAAGUUUCUCUCUCUCUCGCUCUUCAGAAUGCCCAAACAGUGCCUGAUGCACUGCUUGAUGCACUGGCUGCUGCGUAUAAACGCUACAUGGUGUAUCUGGAUGCAUUUGGCCCUGAGGAGACCUACCUGAGGAAGAAGGUUGAGAUCGAGCUGGGAACGAAGAUGGUGCAUCUGAAGAUGAGAUGCAGCGGCUUGGGCGCCGAGUGGGGGAAGGUAAGAUCACUGAACAAGUUCAUGCUGUUUACAAAUCAGUUUAUUAAAUUAUAUUUUACUGUUUUGGAGGAGUUUUCUAGGUUAGAGUAAUCUUCUGUUGUUUAUUAAUCAGUAUAUUUUUUGUAUUUUUAUUUUUUAUCUUGGGUUUUAUUUUUCGGAAUUUCUCCCAAGGUAGAUGAAAUAAGGCCUAGGAAAACAAUUAUCCACGUAGGAAAAAUCAGUUAUUUUUUAGUUAUGACGAUGGAAAAUACCUUAGACCAAUUUGAGCUACUACUACUACUGUUAUAAUAAUAAUAAUAAUAAUAAUAAUAAUAAUUAUUAUUAUUAUUAUUAUCUUCUGCUUCGUUUUUUUUUUUUUUUUGCUUUCUUCAAAUAGCUGUCUCCUUUCAGGAUCUUGUUCUUAUUGAAAGCUGAAUUUUUCAGAAAAAAAUGUGUUUGAUCUUGCAUCAGUUGAUUUUUCAAAUAUAUUUUUCAAGUUUAAAUUUAAAUAUUUCUGGAUAUUUAGAGGCUACGUUUUUCCAGAAUAUAUGCCAGAGUUGACUACUUUCUGUUUUAAUAUUUUGACCCAAAUAGCUGGGGUCAUGCUGCCCAAUUUGUUUGCCCUCAAAUGGCAUAAAUGGACACGAACCCAUGCCAAAGCAGUUGACUUUUGGAUAAGAUAUUUCUAUAAAUGCCCAAAAAAUGCAGCUAGUCUGUUGAAAUUAUAGUUUGAUUGUAUGCCGAGUCUAGAAUCAUCCGACUCCGGUGGCAGGUUUCGGUUCUUGGCACCAGCGGCCUCUCCGGCUCCUACGUGGAACACCGUGCUCGGUGA